AUGGGCUGUCACUUCUCGCGCACGUCAUCGACCGAAGACAUCCGCAAGAGCGUGGAUAAGACCCCAGAGCCCGUCGCAAAGAAAUCUGCCUCGACGAACCGUGCUCCAGCGCAAGAACUUCGUAGUGCCAACAACGGCAAUGUCUUGCAGAUUGCUGGAAAACCAAUCAUCGAGGUCGAGAGUGCCAGCCAAGCCGACUUCUUCCGCAUGUUGGACGACAAAAUCAACCGGGGAAAAGGCGGCGAAUCGGACUGUGAGGAUUGA
Messenger RNA from Caenorhabditis remanei, 264 nucleotides. RefSeq lists its product as uncharacterized. The record is from RefSeq and is a predicted model, not a curated record. The transcript is spliced from 4 exons. The coding region runs from base 1 to 264 and encodes 87 amino acids. Lineage: Eukaryota; Metazoa; Nematoda; Chromadorea; Rhabditida; Rhabditidae.